GGGGCUGUGUGAGUGUGUGCGUGCGUGUGUGUGCGUGUCCUCCUGCUUUGUGCGUGAAUGUGUGCGUUGUGCGUCUGGCGGAGAGACUGCAGGAGCGGGAGAGACGCUCAACUUGCUCUGUUUCUACGCCACUUUGCCCUCUGUGUCUAUGUAUUCCCUCCACAUGGGACGCGGGCAUCUGGUGAGGUGACAUGCGAAGGGGUUUAAAGUAUGGCAUGCAGAGAUGUUUUCUUACAAGCAGAAGGACACGGUGACAGCGAUGAGACCCGCGUUUAUUCGGACUAUGUUCUACUUUUUGUGUUUGGCGACUUGUGCAAAGAAAAUUUCUGGACAGACAAGGAAGGAUGAAAGGAUCUAUCCUGAGAAUUUUACUUUCAUUUUAGACCGACUUCUUGACGGCUAUGACAACAGGCUGCGACCUGGAUUCGGGGCAGGUUCUGUGACUGAGGUAAAGACCGAUAUUUAUGUGACUAGUUUUGGGCCUGUCUCAGAUGUUGACAUGGAAUACACAAUGGACGUGUUCUUUCGACAGACGUGGGUGGACCAGCGGUUGAUGUACGAGGGGCCUAUAGAAAUUCUGAGGCUGAACAACCUGAUGGUGACUAAAGUGUGGACACCAGACACCUUCUUCAGGAAUGGCAAGAGGUCGGUCGCUCACAACAUGACAGCCCCAAACAAGCUUUUUCGCAUCAUGAAGAAUGGCACCAUUCUGUACACAAUGAGGUUGACUAUAAGUGCAGAGUGUCCCAUGAAGCUUGUGGACUUUCCAAUGGAUGGACAUUCGUGCCCCCUCAAGUUUGGAAGCUAUGCAUAUCCUCUAACAGAGAUGAUCUAUACCUGGACCAAGGGGCCUAAGCAUUCAGUGGAGGUCCCUCUUGAGUCAUCCAGCCUUGUUCAGUAUGAUCUCAUCGGCCAGACUGUCUCCAGUGAAACCAUUAAAUCCAUCACAGGUGAAUAUGUGGUGAUGACGGUCUUCUUCCACUUGAAACGUAAAAUGGGCUACUUCAUGAUUCAGACGUAUAUCCCCUGCAUAAUGACAGUAAUCCUUUCCCAAGUGUCCUUCUGGAUAAAUAAAGAAUCCGUCCCAGCACGAACAGUCUUUGGCAUCACAACUGUCCUGACCAUGACGACACUCAGUAUCAGUGCUCGCCACUCCCUUCCCAAGGUCUCAUACGCCACUGCUAUGGACUGGUUCAUCGCUGUCUGUUUUGCCUUCGUCUUCUCUGCCCUUAUUGAGUUUGCAGCUGUGAACUACUUCACCAACGCACAGAUCGAGCGGACCAAAAAGAAGCAAUCCAAAUGUCCUCAAGUGCCCAAAACAACGCCUCUCACGGUCAAGGACACAGACGACGUGCUGCAGCAGAAUCCUGACCCAAAUGGAAAUCUAAGGAAGCGAAUGAACUAUAUUUCCCAAGAGUCCAGCAGUAAACUCAAAGUUCAGUCUACCACAAACAUUUCAGGAGCUGGUAGGGCAAGACCACUGCAACCCUUGGCCAGUGGAGACAACAACAGAUCAUACACCCUCUUCUACUCCAGCCCUAAAUCAGAGAGCCUGCUCAGUCUAGCCUCCUCAUCUGCCCAGUUAGUGAAGAGUACACCGCAAGGUGCAGCUUCCACAACAGAAAUAAUGGCCGGGACACCAUGCAAGCAGAACGCUUGUUCCUCCUCUUUGCAACAUCUGCUAGCGCCUAAGCUGGAGCGCAUCCAGGUGAAAGGAAACAAAUUGGAGCAUAAGCAGACGCCAUGUUCCCAGCCCACUACUGCUGGUAUGGGUGAAACCAGCAAAAUUGACAAGUAUGCUCGGAUUCUUUUCCCAGUGUCCUUUGGAGCUUUUAAUAUGGUCUACUGGGUAGUUUACUUAUCAAAGGAUACAACGGUUGCUAAAGGUGGCUAGUUUCCUGUAGCAACAGGAGUGAAGUGGUCUCUUGUGACAGAUUGGAAGAAAAUAUCUAUUAUAGAAGUCACAAACAAUUAGAGGACAUUAUUUGUCUUGCUAACCAAAAAGAUAAAUUGUCCUCAGCCAGGAUUCCCUAUCUUGGACAACACAGAGUACAUUUAUAUUUCUUCCCAAGGUUUCCAAACAGUCAGCAUGGGAACAAGUAAAUGGAGCUGAAAACACCGGAUGCAGAAGAAGGAAAAGCACCUGAACACUGGAAUAUGCUUCUUUCCUCUUUAUAAUGUACUAUUUCUAAAUGUUUUCUUUGGAUUUAACUGCCUAAUGAUCUCAUUAUGGCAUGUCAUCACGAUGGAACAUAGGAUUUUAUCUUUCCUUUUUUUUGUACUGUGCAUUUUGGAAGCUGUUCAAAUGUGAGUACAGCUGUCCUAAAUGAACUGCACCAAUGCUAUGUAAAUAUAUAAAUAUAUAUUAGGAUAAAGAGAUUUAUAUUUCAGUGGUCUUGCAAUUGAAUAUUGAACAUUGAUACUUUGAUGACAAAAGGUCAAUUUAGGCUAAGUUAAAGGUUACAUAUUAUGUAGUAUUUCUCUAACACUAAUAUGUGUCCCUAGUUUGUCUACGAUCCCCCCAACUAAUGAGCAAAGUCCAUCCUCUCUGUCACUUACCUGCCACUCUUACAGAAAAUGUGUGCUCAA
Molecule: messenger RNA, 2589 nt
Organism: Labrus bergylta (ballan wrasse)
Lineage: Eukaryota; Metazoa; Chordata; Actinopteri; Labriformes; Labridae
Gene: gabra4
Product: gamma-aminobutyric acid type A receptor subunit alpha4
Biological process (GO): nervous system process; regulation of postsynaptic membrane potential; signal transduction
Cellular component (GO): postsynapse; plasma membrane; synapse
Molecular function (GO): GABA-A receptor activity; inhibitory extracellular ligand-gated monoatomic ion channel activity; GABA-gated chloride ion channel activity
Source: RefSeq, a predicted model, not a curated record